This is a messenger RNA of Pestalotiopsis fici W106-1, 1077 nucleotides long. RefSeq names its product Eukaryotic translation initiation factor 3 subunit F. The transcript is spliced from 2 exons. The coding region runs from base 1 to 1077 and encodes 358 amino acids. The record is from RefSeq and is a predicted model, not a curated record. Gene Ontology annotation, biological process: translational initiation. Gene Ontology annotation, cellular component: eukaryotic translation initiation factor 3 complex, eIF3m. Lineage: Eukaryota; Fungi; Ascomycota; Sordariomycetes; Amphisphaeriales; Sporocadaceae. Gene Ontology annotation, molecular function: translation initiation factor binding; metallopeptidase activity; translation initiation factor activity.
AUGGCUGUGGAUACAGAGACCUUUUUGCAUCUGUCGCGGCCUCUGGCGCCGACUGUCAACCUCCAGAGCAGCAUUGCCCCGCUCUCCGUCAACAUCCAGCCUCAGGCUAUUCUCUCCAUUCUUGACCAUGCCGUCCGUCGCGACCCCCCAGCUACUCCUACCACGUCGUCCCGCGUCAUUGGAGCCUUGAUAGGUUCGCGCAACGAAGACGGCAGCGAGGUCUCGGUUUCGUCGACCUUUGCCAUCCCCCAUACCGAGAAUGAGGACCAGGUCGAGGUGGACGUCGAGUACCAGAAGAACAUGCUCAACCUGCACCUAAAGGCAUCGCCGCGCGAGUCGCUGCUCGGAUGGUACACCACAUCGCACGAACUUAACAGCUUCAGUGCUUUGAUCCAGAACUUUUUCGCCAGCCCCGAGACCGGCACCUACCCCCACCCCGCUGUUCACCUGACUGUCUCGACAGACCCUGGCGCCGACGUCCAGCUUAAGUCAUACAUUUCUGCGCCCGUUGCUGUGAACGCCGAGCGCGCUGCUGAGAGCUGCUUCUUCAUCCAAGUUCCCCACAAGGUCACCUACAACGAUGCCGAGCGAUCAGCUCUUGAGCUCAUCUCGUCCGCCAAGGACAACGAGUCCCGAACUGCUUCUCUUCCCUCCGAUGUUGAGGGCCUCGCCCGCUCUCUCGAAUCAAGCGUCGACCUUCUUGAGCGCGUUUCGGGCUGGAUUAGUGAGAUUCUCGACGAGGAACGCGAGCCGAACAAUGCGCUGGGCCAGUACCUAAUGUCGGCGUUGUCGCUUGCUCCCAAGGUUGAUGCCGCCAGCAUCGAGCACGACUUUAACAACCACAUUCAGGAUGUCCUCAUGGUAUCAUACUUGGCAAACAGCAUCCGCACUCAGAUCGACCUGAGCCAGCGACUUGCAACCGCCAUCAUCAGCGAUGAGAAGGUCGACAAGGAGGAUGGAAAGGAGAAGGGCGAGCGCGGUGACAAGAGAAGCCGUGGUGGCCGUGGUGGCCGUGGCGGUGGCCGCGGUGGCAGGGAACAACGCGAGCCCAGGGAGCCACGAGAGCCCGCUGAAUGA